GUCAAGUCCAACAAAUGCCAAAUAUUGUAUUGUCAAAGCUCCAGAUAGCUGUACACAUUUUCCCGAUAAUAAAUUCGGUGAUUUCCAGUUGAAGUAUUUGUGUGAUUUCAAACUCUGUUCUUCAAAUUCUGAGAAAACCUUGAAAUGACUGCGUUUGAGGAAUUUGGCGUCCUCCCCGAACUCGGGAAGGCGAUUGAGGAGAUGGACUGGACACUGCCAACAGAUGUCCAAGCCGAAGCCGUACCUCUAAUCUUAGGUGGUGGAGAUGUGCUCAUGGCAGCUGAGACAGGUAGCGGCAAGACUGGAGCUUUCUGUUUACCAAUCCUACAAAUAGUCUGGGAGACCUUGAAAGAUAUACAAGAGGGGAAGACGAGUAAGAUAAUACAGACGAUCUCAACAGAAUUAACUAUGUCAUUUUUUGACCGCAAUGAUGCGCUUGCGGUGACACCAGACGGUCUAAGGUGCCAGUCACGAGACCCGAAAGGCUGGCAUGGGUGUAGGGCAACAAAAGGUGUGCAUAGCAAGGGUGCUUACUACUACGAGGCUACUGUCACAGACGAAGGUCUCUGUCGGGUGGGCUGGUCUACACAGGCUGCUAGGCUGGAUCUUGGUACUGACAGAAUGGGAUAUGGAUUUGGAGGCACAGGCAAGAAGUCAAAUAACAAAAACUUUAAUGAUUAUGGUGAACCUUUUGGAAUGCAUGAUGUUAUAGGAUGUCUACUUAAUCUAAACACUGGUGAAAUUAGCUACACUAAGAAUGGUGUGAACCUUGGAGUUGCAUUCAAUUUGGACCCAAACAGACGUGGAGAAUGCUACUUCCCAGCUGUUGUACUAAAGAAUGCCGAGAUGAGCUUUAAUUUUGGAAAGACACCAUUUAAGUAUCCACCACCUGCAGAGUAUGUUGCUAUUGCAUCAGCUCCCAAAGACUGUAUGAAAGUGAAUCCAGUGUCAUCCGACAGUGCUGUAGAAGCCACACCAGCCAACAAUGCACCCAGGUGUAUCAUAAUUGAGCCUUCCAGGGAAUUAGCAGAGCAAACAUGCAAUCAGAUUACUAAAUUCAAGAAGUACUUAGAGAAUCCAAAGAUUCGUGAGUUACUGGUUGUAGGGGGCAUAAAUGUUAAGGAUCAGAUCAAUGCACUAAAUGCUGGCAUAGACAUUGUUGUUGGAACGCCAGGACGACUGGAAGAUUUGAUUCAAGGAGGUUAUUUAGCACUGACCCACUGUCGAUUUUUUGUGCUGGAUGAGGCUGAUGGUCUGUUGAAGGCAGGCUACGGAGAACUGAUUGAGCGAUUACAUAGGCAAAUCCCUAAGAUUACGUCAGAUGGACGUCGACUGCAAAUGGUUGUCUGUUCAGCCACUCUUCACGCUUUCGAAGUUAAGAAGAUGGCGGAGAAACUAAUGCACUUCCCGACCUGGGUAGAUCUUAAAGGCGAGGACUCAGUGCCCGAGACAGUGCACCACGUGGUCGUGAAUGUGGAUCCACAGAAGGACCGCUCAUGGGAAACCCUACACAAACACGUGCAAACAGACGGCGUCCACUCAAAGGACAACAUCCGCAGUGGCAAUACAACUCCGGAGACGUUGUCGGAAGCGGUCAAGAUCCUCAAGGGAGAGUACUGCGUACGUGCCAUAAGGGAACAUAAGAUGGACAGAGCCAUAAUCUUCUGCCGCACCAAGUUAGACUGUGAUAACAUGGAAAGGUACCUAAAGUCAUACGGCAGCGAGUUCAGUUGUGUCUGCCUGCACGGAGACCGUAAGCCGGCUGAACGUAAGGGCAACUUGGAGAAGUUCAAGUCUAGCCAAGUCAAGUUCCUGAUCUGCACUGAUGUUGCUGCAAGGGGUAUUGAUAUAUCUGGACUGCCAUUCAUGAUCAACGUGACGCUGCCGGACGAAAAGUCGAACUACGUGCACCGCAUCGGUCGUGUCGGUCGUGCGGAACGUAUGGGCCUCGCUAUCAGUCUGGUAUCCACUGUCCCAGAGAAGGUGUGGUACCACGGUGAGUGGUGCUCGUCUCGUGGCCGAAACUGUUGGAACACGAACCUCACCGACGACCAUCCUAGAGGAUGCUGCAUGUGGUACAAUGAACCACAGUACUUGGCCGACAUCGAAGACCAUCUGACGAUCACCAUCCAGCAGAUUGCUACGGACAUGAAGGUGCCCGCUAACGAGUUUGACGGUAAAGUAGUCUAUGGACAGAAGCUGAAGCAAACUGGCUCUGGAUACCAGGAUCACGUGAGCCAAAUGGCGCCGGUCGUGAAAUCUCUGCAAGAACUUGAGUCUCAAGCUCAGCUAUACUAUCUGAAAUUGCAUCAUAACGUAACCAUCGGUUAAUAUCACUCACUAUUGUAUGUAUAUAAUUAUUACUUAUGCAUCUAUAGACUGCUUAUGUUAAUAUACUAUAUUGUCAUAUUUAUUUCUAAAGGAAAUGGUUGAGAACAUUUCAUGGCAAAUCUAAUUUAUUUCUAUUAAAACAAUUAAUAAAGCUAUAAUACUAUCGUUUUUACCAGUGAAAUAAAUAAUUAAAACACAAUUUAAAGUUCAUUUUUUUAUAUUUCACCCAAUUCUCGAUCACUACUGAUUAAAAUUAGGGCAGUGUGGCGGCCCGCAUUUAUUUAAAAUAAAUAAUUAAGUCUCAUAACACCGCUACUUAGGAAAAUAGCCGUUAACAAUACUGUCAUAAUAAUCAUAGUUCCAAUCCUCUGCAAUCCCAUCGCUUCAUAUUUCACAAGGAAUAUAAAAUGUGUCCUAUAAAAGUAUUCGGAAAAGUAACGAAUGGUUUUAUAAAAAUAUAUCUUAUGUAUUCAAAACUUUAUUCGGUCACUAUUGGCAUUCACGUAAUUAUAUACAUCAUUGUGUAAUAUGAAGAGAAUAAAAUUUAACAUGAAAUUUAAAUUGACGUCCACUGCACAACUGCUACUUAGGUAUUAAAAUUUACGUAUAAAGCACAUUUUGAAACAUAACAUCCUAAUGCACUCAACUAGACAGCAGUUACAAAAGCAGUGGAGAAUGUCUAACAAUAAGUUCAUUUACAUCAUUUAUUCAUUAUUUAUAAAUAAUAGCUUAUCUAUCUAAGAAUUAUAUUAAUUAUUCAUCAACAAUAUAAGCGCUAAAUAAAAACACGGCCCAUCGGGCGUGGUGCACAACUAAUGAUUGCUGCACUGGAUAUUUUGUUUUUAUUUGAUUAUUUCAAACUCACUUAACGUCUACAAAAAGGGUAGGUAAAGAAUAGGGCCACGAGGACACAAGUUCGUCAUUUUCUUUGGUUUACCUGACUGGUUACCUCAUUAUUCACCUUAGCUGACAAUAAUUUUUGUCAGUCUUCCUUUCCCCUUGUGUCUGAAAUAUUUCUUUUAUUUUCAUAGAACUACAAUUACAGUAAUUUUUAGUACGGCCCAAUUUAAAAUUAAAUAAUAUCAAUCCAUUUCAAUCAGCAGAUUUUUUUCUAUAGUCUUCAAAUAUCUACAAGGCAGACAAAAAUACAUAACAAUAAUAUCAACACUACAGCCAUCAUCAUUGAUAUGCUUUAGCGAAGAUGAUGAUAGCGUUUUGUAUAUCACAGUUAUGUUGCUGCAACAUGUAAACAGAUGAGUCUGUAGAGCAAACUGAUAAAAUAGCGACAUCAAACAUUUAGAUUAAAACAAAAUGCACUAAAAUAAUAAUAUUCAAGUCAAUGAUUUAUUUAUUCUAGUUCCUAGUAUUAGAAAAAUAAGUUAUAUACCUAAGGAGGUUUGCAAUGAACGAUUUUUACAUAAGCAUCACUAGUCAACAUUAGAUAAUGAAACAUAAAAAUUAUAAGAAAUAGCAGCGACAUACACAACAAUAAAGAGUAGGUUAGUUAGAAAAUGACUCAGUAACAGUUGAGGGAGUAGGAACUACGAAGAAACACUAAUGUAUAGCGCAGUAAUGUGGCUGGACUCGGGGAAGGCUUUCGAUUGCACCACUACACUCACUCUUUCACUUUGUGAUCUUUUAUUUGGCAUCAAUGCGGCAAGCGUAUCGUAUAGUACUGACUACGUUCACGAUCCAGCUACAUUAACCUAUGUCAAGUAGAAAAAAUGAAGUGCACGAUCGGUACAAUAACAUUAUUCUUAUAAGGGUCGCCAGCCUUAACAUUCAUUUGCUACACAUUAAUUUUGAUAAUCUUAUAAAUUAACACAUCGAAUUUUGAAAUCCGAAAAGCAGAAAUCAAUAAACAAAGCUGAGAUUUUACAAACUUAAGGGCCGGCUAACCCUGUCUAUUUUAGGUAUUAUCAUUAACAAUAAUAAAUUUAUAUAUUACUCUUUUGGUGAUCACUGCUACCCACCAGCUGCAUAACUUACAAUCAAAACUACGAUACAUAUAAAAAAUUUCUUAGUAUUACAAAUUCCCUUCUGUUUUGACAUGUAUUGUAUCAAACUCGCGUCCCCGACAGGUCAGUCGAUAAGGCGCUUGUACCGAGGUCGGGCACAUGUUCCCCUGCUUCAACACUCCCGUAUUUGUUUACUUACUAUCGAGGAUACAUUCUCUAUCACACAUACGCUUAUAAUUACCUACACAAGUCUCGCAGACAUUACACUUCAAGAAACUGUAUGUUUUUUUAAUUAGGUACUUCAUAUUAAAAUAU
Spodoptera exigua (beet armyworm) is the source of this 4604-nucleotide messenger RNA. The record is from the annotation of a GenBank genome assembly. Lineage: Eukaryota; Metazoa; Arthropoda; Insecta; Lepidoptera; Noctuidae.